UAUAGCGCUGUUUCCAGAAAUUAGAGCCGCAAAAACAAGCCAAAAUUCAGCACUAUAACUAUUAGUAAUAUAUAUUUAUUAUACGUGGUGACAAAUAUUUAUAUAUUAGUUAGAAUCACGUAAAAAUACGUCAUACAAGCAGCGAAAUUUGGGGAGGGUGUCCACUUGAAAUACUGGCUCAAAACUAUAUAAACCGCGCGCCCCUCCGGACGAGCUCAGAUCUGGAAUUGUUACUGCUUCUUCAGUGUAAGAACGUGACAGUUUCGUUCGUCGCAAACUUCAAUCCCAAUUUUCAUCUUUGUCUUUGAACAAAACUUCAACUCCAGAACCCAAGGAUGGCGGUGUCUCAGGUUCGUCAGAACUUCCACGAGGACAGCGAGGCUGGCAUCAACAAGCAGAUCAACCUCGAGCUGUACGCCAGCUAUGUCUACCACUCCAUGGCCACCUACUUCGACCGUGAUGAUGUGGCUCUGAAGGGCUUCGCCAAGUUCUUCCGGAGCGCGUCGGACGAGGAGCGUGAGCACGCGGAGAAGCUGAUGAAGUACCAGAACAUGCGUGGCGGGCGCGUGGUGCUGCAGCACAUCCAGAAGCCCGACCACGACGAGUGGGGCUCCGGGCUGGACGCCAUGCAGGCCGCCCUGGCGCUGGAGAAGAGCGUGAACCAGUCCCUGCUGGAUCUGCACAAGACCGCAGACACCGUUGGUGACCCACAGAUGAUGGACUUUCUGGAGGGAGAGUACCUGAAGGAGCAGGUGGAGUCCAUCAAGCAGAUCGCCGACCACGUCACCAACCUGAAGCGCGUCGGCACUGGCCUGGGCGAGUACAUGUUCGACCACGAGACCCUCGGCGACUAGACGUCCCCGCCACGCAGCGGCCAUGGCAGCGUACCCUUGGGCGUACCACCAUCUGGCAGUUAGAAAAGCAUCGCAACGUUCCUAAUUAACACUAGUAGAUCCCCCCUCCCCCUUCCCCAUAUAACAACAGCACUGUGCAGUUCAGAAAUGGAUCAAUGGUUCUGUUAUGACCAAAAAGAAAAGUUUGAUGUAAAUUUUACAACUAUACUACAAUCUUUGUAAACCAACACACUCCACAGCCGUAUGCAGAAUGUCAACACAGUCCAACUCCCAGUUAGAACGUAUGAACAUGAAGAAGGUUCAGUAAAGACCUAGAGUCUGACACUGGUGAACAGGAAAAGUAGAGAACGUGAUGUUUAUUAGGAAUGUUGCUCAAGGAAUAAAACUCUGCAGAUCA
This is a messenger RNA of Branchiostoma belcheri (Belcher's lancelet), 1251 nucleotides long. RefSeq names its product soma ferritin-like. Bases 336 to 854 code for a protein of 172 amino acids. Gene Ontology annotation, biological process: iron ion transport; intracellular iron ion homeostasis. Gene Ontology annotation, molecular function: ferric iron binding; ferrous iron binding. The record is from RefSeq and is a predicted model, not a curated record. Gene Ontology annotation, cellular component: cytoplasm. NCBI's taxonomy places the organism in Eukaryota, Metazoa, Chordata, Leptocardii, Amphioxiformes, Branchiostomatidae. The transcript is spliced from 3 exons.